UGAGAAAGUGUGCAAAAUUUGGUUGAUUUUUACCCAAUGGUAAAAAAGUUAUGCCCUGUUCAAUGUGUCGCAAUAAUUUCGUGUUCGCCCUUUAUUUAAAACUUUUCGAGAUUUUAUUGUUCGGUUGGUGCACCAUAUUGACGGCUCUGUCCGGGAUGGGCUGAAAAUUUUCACUUUUUCCGAGUCGUUUUCGAAAAAUGUUUCAAAACACUAAAUUGAUUAAUUCCAUUCAGUAUAACAAAAGAUAUGAGCGUUCAAAACCUUACACGAUUUUUCUUGCAAAAAUUUUGAAAAGGGGCCCCUGUAUUGAAAGGUAAUUCGUUAGACUAGACAAAAAAAUAAUUCUGCAUUUACAAUGUAGCCAAACAAAUAAAUGAGUCCGCUCAGCUGUGACAUCCAUCCAUCUAAAAGGGAACAGUAGCAAAAACAACGCCCGAUGAUACUCGUCACAAUUACAGCACAGUCAUUUAGUCCAAGAAUUCUAAUAGUGGAUGAAUUGUUCUCUUUUUGUUCCAGCCACUCCUCCUACGAUCAGCUGGAUCGUGCUGGUACCGGUCUCGAAAAGCCCAUCAAAUGUGACAUUUGCGAUCGACAAUUCGCUAAACUAGGCUACUUAAAACGACACAUGCGAAUCAUCCACACCGAAAGUACAUCUCACCGGUGCGACAUAUGCGGGAAAAUCUAUAGGCUGAGGACCUUAUUUGAAAGACACAGAAGAAUGCAUACCGGCGAACGGCCGUUUCAUUGUGAGAUGUGCGGCAAAGGUUUUACAUUCAAACACUAUCUGACUAUUCAUAUGAGAUCGCAUACUGGACAUCACCGCUAUAAGUGUGAUGUUUGUGGCAAAGAAUACAGUUCAAGGAGUUCGUUUAUGGACCACAUGAGAUCCCAUACAGGCGAGCGCCCGUAUGUAUGUGACAUAUGUGGAAAAAGUUAUGCCAGUCAGAACCUCCUGAGAAAGCAUACGUUAACACAUUUAGCAAAUCGCCCGUUCAACUGCGAUGUUUGUGGCAAAGGAUUUACUACAAGAAACACUCUUGUGGAUCACGAGAGAUCCCAUAGCAUCGAGCGCCCGCAUAAAUGUGACGUAUGUGGGAAAACCUUCAAAUAUCCCUAUGGGUUGCGGUAUCACAGUGGAGUGCACAUGGCUGAACAACCUUACAAAUGUGACAUUUGUGGCAAGGGAUUCUCUGUCCAGGCCCAGUUCAAUCAGCAUCUAAAAAUUCACACAGACGAACGUCUGCAUCGGUGUAAUGUUUGCAACAAAGAGUACAGAAGUAAGGCUUUCCUCGUCACACACAUGCGGUCUCAUACUGAUGAACGGCCAUACAAAUGUAAAGUUUGCGGUUCUUCUUUUAGGACUUCGAAUGUACUGGUGGCGCACAUGAAAAUUCACUCAAACCUAGCAUCAAACCCGUUUAAAUGUGACAUAUGCGGAGCACAGUUUGGCCAACGAAGUACUCUUACCGUUCACAGUAAGGUUCAUCGGAAGACACCGUUCCAUGAAUGUCCUAUUUGUGACAAACAAUUUCUCACCACUCGAGAGCUGGAUAGGCAUAGAGUCACCAUUCACAAUGAGCGACCGUACAAAUGCACGAUCUGUGACAAAGCCUUCACUGCCAUGGGGAACUUGCGGUCACAUCUGAGGGUUCACACUGGCGUGAUUCGACUCAACUGUCACAUUUGCGAGCAGAGCUUUACAAGGAAAUCAGACCUCAAUGUACAUGUAAAGAAAAAGCACGCUCAAGAUAAACCCCUGUAAUGUAUGUUGAAAAAGAAUAUUUCUGAUACACGAACGAAAUAUUUUUUGUAUGUACACAAUGUGUCAUGUAACAAAAACUGCAAGUGGGUAACUUGAGCAUUUGAGCAUAUGGAUGCCGCGCAUGGAUGUGUUGUUUACUAUAGGCAGAAAUAUCAACUAUGUUAGCAUUAUAGAACUUGACGGACAAGAACCAAAUAAAGUUAUCUCAUCACUACCUACAGAAUUACUUCGUGUUUUCUUAUAGUAUUAUCAACAGGUUAUGGGCCCAGGGAUUACCUGUACGAGGGCUAUUCGUCACAAAUGCAGCAAAGUCGUUCAACCGAAAUUUCUAAUAG
Molecule: messenger RNA, 2097 nt
Organism: Topomyia yanbarensis
Lineage: Eukaryota; Metazoa; Arthropoda; Insecta; Diptera; Culicidae
Product: zinc finger protein 501-like
Exons: 1
Coding region: 437-1762 (441 amino acids)
Biological process (GO): regulation of transcription by RNA polymerase II
Molecular function (GO): RNA polymerase II cis-regulatory region sequence-specific DNA binding; DNA-binding transcription factor activity
Source: RefSeq, a predicted model, not a curated record